GCACAGUGCAGGCGGUUUCUCGCAGACCAGUUCUCGCGAGAAGACACUGUAUCUAGAAAAUAAUGGACGUCGGUGGGAACGGUGGUGGGCUACCUGUAAACAAUAAACAGAGAGCCAUGCUACCCAACAAAAGUCGGGGAGAAUUUACCCGCAACCCAAGGAAAGACUCAGAGGGGAUGUCAGAAUCUCCCGACCUGGAGUUUGAAUAUGCUGAUACAGACAAGUGGGCUGCAGAGCUGUCAGAGCUGUACAGCUACACUGAAGGACCAGAGUUUGCACUUAAUAGGAAGUGUUUUGAAGAGGAAUUCAGAGCACAUGUGUCUGAUAAAAAGUGGACCGAGCUCGAUGCAGCUCAGCACAGAGCUCAUGCGAUGCGCCUGUUGGAUGGUCUGGAGGUGAUCGCCCGGGAGAAGAGGCUGAAGGUUGCCAGAGCCAUUCUUUAUAUGGCCCAGGGAACCUUUGCUGAGUGCAGCUCUGAGGUUGAGGUGCAACACUGGAUGAGAUACAACAUCUUUCUGCUCUUGGAUGUGGGGACCUUCUCUGCUCUGGUGGAGCUGCUCAACAUGGAGAUUGAUAACAGUGCUGCCUGUAGUAGUGCUGUGAGAAAACCAGCCAUUUCCCUUGCAGAUAGCACAGAUCUCAGAGUGCUGCUCAACAUAAUGUAUCUGAUGGUUGAAACAAUCCAACAGGAUGACCCGGCUGACAGGCCUGAAUGGAAAAUCAUCAGGGAAACCUUCAGAGCAGAACUGGGAUCUCCUCUGUUCAACAACGAGCCCAUUUCUGUCAUGCUCUUUGGUAUGGUUACCAAGUUCUGCAGUGGUCAUGCCCCCCACUUCCCAAUGAAGAAGGUGUUACUGUUGUUGUGGAAGAGCAUACUGUUUACACUCGGAGGGUUUGAGCAGCUCCAAACCAUAAAGGUUCGAAAGCGCGAGGAGCUGGGUCUCCCUCCUCUGCCGGAGGACAGCAUCCGAGUUAUACGCAGUAUGAGGGCGGCCUCUCCUCCUGCAUCUGCAUCUGACCUCAUAGAGCAGCAGCAAAAACGAGCACGGCGUGAACACAAGGCGCUCAUCAAACAGGACAACCUGGACGCAUUCAAUGAAAAGGACCCGUACAAGGCUGAUGACUCCCGUGAAGAUGAGGACGACAAUGAUGACAACGACAACUCUAUAGAGACAGAGACUUUCCCGCUAGAGAGGGACGAGGUGAUGCCUCCACCUAUUCCUCACCCUCCAUCAGAGAGGGUGUCCUUCCCCAAAGGUCUGCCGUGGGCUCCUAAAGUCAGAGAAAAGGACAUUGAAAAUUUCCUGGAGUCAAGUAGAAGUAAAUUCAUUGGUUACACUCUUGGAAGUGAUACAGAUACAGUUGUUGGCUUGCCCAGGCCGAUUCAUGAGAGCAUAAAGACGUUAAAGCAGCACAAGUACGUCUCCAUAGCUGAGAUACAGAUUGCAAAGGAGGAGGAGUUUCAGAAAACCCCUCUGUCUGGUGGUGAAGAGGAGGUGGAGAUGUGUGCCACUGAGCUGCUCUAUCAGGGAAUUCUGCCCAGUUUGCCUCAAUACAUGAUUGCUCUGCUGAAGAUCCUGCUCGCAGCUGCGCCGACCUCCAAAGCCAAAACAGACUCCAUCAACAUCCUAGCAGACGUGCUGCCGGAGGAGAUGCCGACCACAGUGCUGCAAAGCAUGAAACUUGGUGUAGAUGUCAAUCGACACAAGGAGAUCAUCGUAAAGGCCAUCUCUGCAAUCCUGCUGCUGCUUCUCAAACACUUCAAACUGAACCACAUCUACCAGUUUGAGUACAUGGCUCAACACCUGGUGUUCGCCAACUGCAUCCCUCUCAUUCUGAAGUUCUUCAACCAGAACAUCAUGUCUUAUAUCAUAGCUAAGAAUAGCAUUUCAGUCCUUGACUUUCCAUACUGUGUUGUGCAUGAGCUCCCGGAGUUAACAGCAGAGAGUCUGGAAGCAGGAGACAACAAUCAGUUUUGCUGGAGGAAUUUGUUUUCCUGCAUCAACCUGCUGAGGAUCCUCAACAAACUCACCAAGUGGAAACACUCCAGAACAAUGAUGUUGGUGGUUUUUAAGUCAGCUCCCAUCCUGAAGAGGGCGCUGAAGGUCAAGCAGGCCAUGAUGCAGCUCUAUGUCCUCAAGCUGCUCAAGGUGCAGACCAAAUACCUGGGACGUCAGUGGAGGAAGAGCAACAUGAAGACCAUGUCUGCCAUCUAUCAAAAGGUCCGACACCGACUCAAUGAUGACUGGGCUUAUGGAAAUGAUCUGGAUGCUCGUCCCUGGGACUUCCAGGCUGAGGAGUGCGCUCUGCGGGCCAACAUUGAACGUUUCAACAGCCGCCGCUACGACAAGAGCCACAGCAAUCCGGACUUCCUGCCUGUGGACAACUGUCUGCAGAGCGUCCUGGGACAGCGAGUGGACCUGCCCGAGGACUUCCAAAUGAACUAUGACCUUUGGCUGGAGCGGGAGGUCUUCUCCAAACCUAUUUCCUGGGAAGAACUGCUACAGUGAGAAUCAACCCCUUUCAACAUCCUCAUGGUUUAUUUUCAAAAUAUAUAAAACUGUUUGAAUCAGGGGUUCAGAGAAACCACCAACAGUGCUCUCGUAGAUCAAACCUUGAUGAAAGCAUUAUGUUACAUGUUCUGUACAGACUGAAGAUGACUGAUGUCUUUGAAUUGUUACAUUGGAUCAGUGUGGUUUUACAGUUUGAUCAGGGCUCCAACCAAAUGCUUUUUGUGAUGAACUUUUGCCUUUCAGAAUUUUAGCAUUAUUGUAAUUUCAGUCCGUUAGACUUUUCCCACACUAAUGCUACCCACAGUUUUUUUUUAUAUUAAACGGCUGAUAAUUAAUUCAGUGCUAAAGCCUGCUCCAUUUGUGGACGUAAACUCAACUCCUACCUGAACCAUUUUCACAGGUGUUUGCUCUGUGUGCCUCUUACCUGCUACAGAAGGUCAGUAACUUUGACCUGGAAGCACUACACAGUUCAUUUUAUGUUUUAAAUGGUGGGAGGUGGCAGGGCUCAACACCGUCACGAAAUAAAACAUUCCUUGGAUUCAUCUCUUGAGAUGAGAGGAAUGGGGUGGAACUUUUUAGUCAUAAUUUCUACUAGUCUUUACCUGACGUGGGUUACACCUCUGUUGACCUGACUUACCCUUUGUCGUUCUGUUGUAUUUGCAAAUGAUUUCAAUUUUAAUUUGCAUUUUCUGGAAUGUCUGACCUGAGUGCUGCCUACACACCUACACCUCUGCCCUGGGACCAUUCACACAACGCACAGGCUUGAAUUUCUACAUUAGGAGUAUCUUGGUUUAUUUUGUUAAAACUGGUGGCAUGUGUUGCCAUAAUUUUGUUGUGUGAGAGAAAACGAAUCAUCAGAUCUCUGGUUUGAGAUGAGUGUUUGUAAUCAGACUGGUGUUUUGAACUGAAGUGGAUGAUUUAAGCGGAGAAAAGUAAAAUUGCCAGUUACAGAACCAUUUUCUUUUUCUAUUUUGCAACUUUGUUUUUUGUUUGUUUUAUUAUAUGGGUUAAGGAAAUGAAAAUACAUGUAAAUUGUGAAACUUAUUUAUCAUGGCUUUGUCUGUUUUACAUGGACUUAAAUACUGUAAUAAAAGUAUACUGUCAUUUA
Molecule: messenger RNA, 3621 nt
Organism: Lates calcarifer (barramundi perch)
Lineage: Eukaryota; Metazoa; Chordata; Actinopteri; Centropomidae
Gene: strip1
Product: striatin interacting protein 1
Exons: 20
Coding region: 63-2510 (815 amino acids)
Biological process (GO): cytoskeleton organization
Cellular component (GO): cytosol
Source: RefSeq, a predicted model, not a curated record